Salmo salar (Atlantic salmon) is the source of this 4948-nucleotide messenger RNA. RefSeq lists its product as uncharacterized. The record is from RefSeq and is a predicted model, not a curated record. Gene Ontology annotation, molecular function: DNA binding; POU domain binding. NCBI's taxonomy places the organism in Eukaryota, Metazoa, Chordata, Actinopteri, Salmoniformes, Salmonidae. Gene Ontology annotation, biological process: regulation of gene expression. Gene Ontology annotation, cellular component: nucleus.
CAGUUAAGUGCCUUGCUCAAGGGCACAUCGACAGAUGUUGUCACGUGGUUUAUUCAAACCAGGGACUUUUCGGUUAAUAGCCCAAAGCUUUAACUGCUAGCUACCUGCCGCCCACUGACCUGAAAAACAGGUGUUAAGAGAAAUUUAGAAUUCGCUCCACCAGGUGCUUCGUGUAGGGCAGACUACCGCCCCACUGACGGAUUUCAGACAAAACAGACCUUGAACGCUGGUAUUUACACUCUAUGACUCCCAGGUAAACAGUCUGUUUGUUUCAAUAUCUUGAGAGUUCUCCGUUUGAUUUUGUUUCCAACUAAUACAUUACCCCACUGCUGCAAAGGUGAGCGAGAUGCGUGGGCGAUAUAAAAGUAAGGAGAACGCGGGCAGUGAAUGCAUCCAUGCUUUUGAGGGGAAAUGGGACAUUGGAAACGGGCUGUUUGGGAGUUACGACUCACCUAUGCCUGGAGUACCUGCCAGCUGCUCGGAGGGGCCAAAUUCCCCAAAUGGAGGUAUCCUGACAAGUUUGGACGACGGGAAUGGGCCUUCGACAAUGAAUUCUUCUUUGACAGGUCCAAAGCGCUCCAACUAUGACGGUGAGAAAAGGUACCUGGGAGUCAGGGUCAAAAUGCCUGUGAGAGACAUGCUUAAUAAGAUUCGCAUUGCGAAGGGAAUGGCCCCAAAAAAUAUCCAGGGCAACUGCGGCAAGGCAUUGAAAGGAGAGAAGAAACGGGUAAAUACCAAUAGAGAUCGCAGAAGUAGCAAGAGAAAACAACCUACAAAGAGCCUGGAGGAACUCGCCAUAAUAGUGGAGGUAUUGGAGGAGGAUCUCAAAGCCAGCAAGCCAUACAGCCAGUCUAACACGUCUGAGUCACCUGAUUACAGCCCAGAGCCCAAUGUGCAACCAUGGAAUAGUCCAGAGCAACUCCAGCAUAGCCACUCAAUGAAGUUCAGUCAGGAAAACAAGAUGCCACAACAAGCCACAAACUACUGUAUGUCAGAGCUCAAGCUAUCCCGCUCUGCAGACAAUCACAAGACUAGUGUUCCUCCGCUGAACUCCCAAGGACGGUGUAUCAACGACGAAUCCGACAAUAUGAUGCCCAGUCCAGAUUCAUAUAUGACUUACUCCCCCAGCAGCACCAGUGAAUGUCAAGUGCCAUCUCCCCAAUAUUCGGUCUUUGCUAGCCCCCUGUCCUCCAGCUAUGAGUUAGGUCAGGAUGGAGGUAGUGACUACCAGGAUAGCUUUAGCCCCCAGUGCCAGGAUAGCUUUAGCCCCCAGUGCCAGGAUAGCUUUAGCCCCCAGUGCCAGGAUAGCUUUAGCCCCCAGUGCCAGGAUAGCUUUAGCCCCCAGUGCCAGGAUAGCUUUAGCCCCCAGUGCCAGGAUAGCUUUAGCCCCCAGUGCCAGGAUAGCUUUAGCCCCCAGUGCCAGGAUAGCUUUAGCCCCCAGUGCCAGGAUAGCUUUAACCCCCAGUGCCAGGAUAGCUUUAGCCCCCAGUGCCAGGAUAGCUUUAACCCCCAGUGCCAGGAUAGCUUUAGCCCACAUUGGCUCAGCUACAUGUGCCAGAAUUGGAACAGCACAGCAUACUUCUGGAACCAGCUCCAGAGGGAGGAGCGAUUACUGACGGGGGUCUCUGAUACAGAGGUUCUGGCCACAGACAGGAACGGAAGGACAGCUCUCCACAGAGUUGUGGGUCAAGGCAAGAGGGCCCUGGGAUAUGCGAUUGCCAAAAGGAUGGCAGCUCUGAACAGGCUGGAUGUCAAAGACUCAGAGGGAAAGACUGCACUUCACCUGGCUGCCCAGAAGAACCAACACCUGAUGGUGGCUGAUCUGAUUCACCUUGGUGCAUGUGUGAACGAGAAGGACAGGAGUGGAAAGACAUGCCUGCACCUCAGUGUUGAGAAUGGAUACAUUCGAGUUCUGGAGGUUCUGAAAAAUAUGAUGAAAGAAGGGAUUUAUGUAGAUGUCGAAGCUACAGAUAAUUAUGGACUCAGUGUGUUUCAGUGUGCAGCAGUGGCUCUGAACGUCACCGUGCGAGAGCUGGAGAGAAGUGUGGCCCCUAGUCAGAUGAGACUCCACACACUGCGCAAGGAGCAGAUGAUGGAGACACUGGGGUAUCUGCUGCAAAUGGGAAGCUACCAUCACACUCUGGGGAACUACGUGACUUAGAUGGUGUCCAUCCACACAGCUGUUCCUUAUGAAAUUAUGUGUGCAUCUGCCAAGCAAGGCAUGCCAGAGAACUGACAGUUAAUGUUUCUGAGUUGUUACAAGCUUGAACUUGUCUUGGAGAAAGGCCAAUGUGGUUUAGAAAGCCUUUAAUUACCUAUCUUUUUGUUACGUGGCUUUAAAGUGAGAGGCUUUCUUCAAGGCAAGGUACAAGUCUUAUGUAAAGCAUCCAAAGUUUUAUGUAAGCUGAAACACAAUUGUAAAUUGAGUGUUUUUGUGGCUUGCGUUUAAGACUUUGGUUGCACAUUAGCUGGUUUCUGUGAAACUUCCACUGUUUGUUACAUUAAAGUAACAAAAUGUUAAUGCAAGUUAAGCUCAAUGUUAUUUGGUGAAUGUGUUAUUGGUGUUGUAUGUAAUACAACAAGGGAGUCAAAUUCUUUCAUACUUACGUCUUGGAGGGAAAGUGAUAAUGUUCAAAGCAGCGAGUUUGGCCGGAAAGUAGACACCAAGUCGCCAGCAUGUUGUUACACGGUUGAAAACUUUAUUGUGUGUGUGUGUGUGUGUGUGUGUGUGUGUGUGUGUGUGUGUGCGCGUGUGUGUAUAUUUUUCUUCUGUAAUAAAUAUCAAGGUUAUCAACAAUAUUCUUAUAUGUGUAUAGGCCUAUAUGUUGAAUGUACAUUAAAGGUGCAAUCCAUAAGUUGGUCUCAGCUGAUGGAGGGUCAUUGCAAGUGCAAAACAAAAAAAGUAGGGGAACAGGCACAUUAAUUGGCUUAAAUCAAACCACAUUGUACUUUGUGGCAUUUCCACAGGAGACAAAGAAUUAGCAUUUUACUGCUUUGUUAUACAUUUUUGUCUGGUGUCGCGUUAUAUUACCAAGAUGGUCAUCUCGUACUAGACACAUUCAAGGCUUGUGGCAAUGUAUGUGGUUACAGGUUUUUGAAAUUGUAUUGAAGUGUCAUUUAAAAAUAUAUAUAUAUAUCUUAAAGACAUUCACAAAAUAUGAUUUACUUUGAACCCAAAAGGUUGCUCUUUAUUUCGCACAGUAAGUCGGAAUUGCUCUUUUUGUAUUGAUGACAGUACGUUCAGAGGGUGGUCAUGUGAACUGGUCCACUGGUACAGGCAUGAAUGUCUGAUCUUUGUUGUUGUUAUGGUGGAGCUUGGGUGUUAACCCUGAAUUCUUUGACUAAAUCCUUUGGCAUUUUAUAAUCCCAUUGAUAUGCUGGCUGUAUUUCGCAUACUUUCCAUACGACAGCAUUUUAUUAGUCCCUGAAAGAACCUAAUUUCUUCACUUAAAAAUAUUUGGUGGUUUGCAUGGCGUUGUUUUUGUAAAUAAUGGUUGUGAUGUAGCUAGCUUCAUUUCAGCUCAAACUAUUUAAAGCUGUUUUUAUGUGCACUUUUUUUUUAUAGUUGUAAUGGUAUAGUUGUUAGUCAUUUUUAUUACACAUAUAGUUGUAAUAGUUGUAAUGGUGUAGUCAUUUUAUUUUUGACUUGCAUUUUUGUCAAACUUUUAUGGUAGGGCUAGUAGUAAUUGUAGUGUUGUGUGGUUGCAGUAGCAAUGUAGCUGUGGCUGCAACAGCAAUCAUAGGAGUUGUGGUAGAAGUAGUGAAAGAUGUGGCGCAAAGAGAGUCGGAGCAGUACUGGCUGGGAUAAUACUUUUAGUAGGAGUUGUAUGGCCUUGGAGUUCAUAGCAUUCAUAUGAAGUUCAUGAAAACCCUUUAUUUUUUUCUAUUAUGGUUUUGUUAUUGUUAUUGUUUCAUACAUGUAGCGCUUUAACAGGGGCUGAAUUGGGACUAUGUAAGUGGUGGAAAUGUCCCUGAUUUCUAUGGAAUAUAUUCAAUUUCGACUCUAUCCUGUCUACUAACAUAUGGUGAUAGAGCUCAAUAAUCCCCAAUUCAACCCCUGGCAUGGAUAUACAGAUGUAGGAUCUUCAUUUUAACCAGUUUGCUACAGCAGGAAAAUAGUCCUGCAUCAACAGGAAAUGGGAAUUAUUAUGUGGAUUAUAAUUAAUGGAAAUGUAUGAAGGGAUACAUUGUUAAUAAGGAAACAUUUCAAAGUAUAAAGGACAAACUUCAGAAUCCUUUUUAAACCUCAAUACACUACACGAUUUACUUUCCUGCAUUGCAGGAAAGUUCUCCUGCAACAGGGUAAACAAAUGAAGAUCCUACACCUGUAAAGUAGCUAUUUUAUCCCACUAUAAAGAGAACAUUAUCUGUAUUCUGGUGUUUGGGAUGUAAUGUUUUAUAUGUAUUUGUAUACAUUUGAUCAAUAUAAUGGAAACUUGUUUUUUUUAAUGAGAUGUAUGCACAACUCAGACCUUUGGAAUUGAUUGGAGAUUUUCAAACUAAAAUAAUCAAGAGAAACACACAGGUCUCAGGUUAGGAUUCAGCUAACCUCGUCCCCAGGCUCCGGGUCAACAGAGAGAGAGCGGGCUGGGGAUGAGAUUAAGAUUCAGUAACAAUAGUCAGGCUAAUAUAGCCAUCCAUGUUCGUUAUUUGUGUGCAAUUCUAAUUUAGACUGGUUGUCUUGAGGCUUUGUUGAUCAACGAAUAAGCUGAAAACUGAUAGGAAUGCAAGCAGCUAUACAUUUGUUUUAGUCUUGCGGGAGGAGGGUUGUUGAACAAAUGAUAGGCUGUCACUCACAUCUUUGGGUUUAGUGAUGCCUGAGUGUAUAAGAUGUUUCUGGUGGUGCACACUUCCUGAAUGGCUACAUAGCUGGUGCACAGCCCCUUAUUAAGUUUAUUCAUGUAUACCACUUUCCCAUGACCUUUAUUAAAUAUCAAAAGCAAUUUUA